AUGACCGGGCGGCCCAGAAACCUGCAUCCCUCACGCUCCUUUACGCGUCUCGACUCUGCGCCCAAGAGCCCACUCUCGCGAAGUCGAGCGAAUACACUGCAGGGCCCAAACGCGUCAGAUAUGCUAGAUCCAUUAAAGGCUGCCAUGGUCCCAGAGGAGGAUGAGCAUACUGAUGGAGACGUCUUUGCCAACAAGGAAGACGGUGACGACAACACCGAGGGUGGAGAACCCGCAGUACCCGACACUUUUGAGGAGCUUCCCAUCGAGAUCCGCAGCUUGACCGAGAGAUUCCUCGAAUCCCUCACUGCCAAAGUCCAUCCUACCCCCCCAUCCGCCGAUGCCCUUGCCCAUCUCUUCCAAGACUUCUACGGCCGCGCCUCUGCAAAAAUCAACACACACAUAGCCACCCUCUCUGCUCGAUUAACGAGUGAUAACUAUGUUGCGAACGCCAAGAAGGGGGCAGCCCCAUCAAGCAAACCAUCAUCGAUAUCCAAGGGAAACGAUCCGUCAGGGGAACAACAGAUGCUUAGUGCGACAGAAAUGGCCGACCGCAAGAAGGCACGGAGAUCGCUCGAGCUCAAGCGGUUCGCACUCGAAGAGGCUGUGGAACGCGCCGUGUGCGAGAAAGUCUACCAGCGGAUAUGGCGGCAUAGGAGCACUGACGACGAGGAGAGGGACCAUAAGCUCAGAUCGCGCACAGCUGCUCUCUCGCUUGUUGGCAUUGGCUUAAAAGAGCUCUUGAUGACUGGCGAGGAGUUGACUGAGGAGGAACGUCAGAAAGCCAAAGAGAAGGAGCCCGAGAUCCGAGAAUACCUAUCUGCCGCACGUCAAGAUAUCUUGAAGAUGAAUGAGGAGAAGUAUCCGCUUGGAAAGGUCCAACAUCUGACUGCUGCACACAAGUCCAUUGUCGAAGCUCUGUCAAAGAUAUUUCCUUCCACUUCGUCUGCUGAUGAAAUUCUCCCAACGUUGAUCUACGCACUUAUCACUAUGCCACCUGUCGACUUGAACGUUAUUAGCGACUUGAAUUUUAUACAUCGAUUCCGCGGAUCCAGCCGUAUGGAUGGUGAGACCGCAUACUGCCUGGUCAAUUUGGAGGCAGCCAUCUCAUUCUUGGAAACCGUCGAUCUUUCUUCCUUACGUGCCGAAGAAGCCGUUCCCACAAAGUCAGACUCGAGGCCUUCGACGCCCAAAUCCGAGAUUACACCAAUGCCCUUGGGACUUUCGGACGCGCCGGAUCUUAUCCAAACUCCAGCCACUCCUAUCUCCAAAACUCAUUCCAGGGAACCUUCAAGUCCGACAACUACCAAAGCUCAGCGUCGGUUAAGCAACCUCAUCCAAACGCAGACUAACAAGAUUGAGGCUGCUUCUGAUGCAGUUCGGGACUCGAUUCUUGAUUCCGCCGACCAAGCACUUGGCAGAAUUAACAACACAUUAGACACCAGCUUCAAGUUCUUCUUCGGUGGUCUAAAAGAAAAGAACCCGGAUGGACCCAUGCAGGAACAACCGGUACUCCCCAAGACACUAGAAGAUGCAAGGAAGCUUGUGAGCUCUCCCACUCGUGCAGAGCGGGAUGAUGAUAACUUGAGUGUCAGUGCAGCGAGUUCAGUACAUGGUGACGAGUCUACAGAAACCCCAGUCAGCAAAGGAUUGGACGCGAAGAUGGCUGAUCUUUUUGCUGGCAAAAGGCAGAUUAGAGAUCGUAGCGUCGAUUCCACUAAAUCCGGGGGAAGCAGUAGCGGACGACGUGUUGCAUUUGCUACAUCACAGAACGUAGAAGAGAAGGCACCAUCACCAGCUCCUAUUAAGGCGGAUGCUCCAGCACCAGGCAACAUUUCCGCUGUUGACUCUCUACGCAACAUGGGCAACAACUUCAAUCCUCUGAACCGAUUGUCCAGUAUGAACGUACUGCCCCGCUUUGCACGCGCCGUAAGCAGCAGUAGCACGCCUGUGCUCCCAUCCCCGAGCCAAGAGCAGGUCAAGACAUCGCCUUCUCCAGAGCCGCUGAGCCGCACAGCCACGAACGAAAUACCACCAAUCGAUGACAAGGGAGCGAAAGCAGUCGCUGCGUUAGAGCAGCUAAGGAAGACUGCACCGCCUUCCAAACGCUUUUUAGAGGCCAAGGAUGCUCAAGACUUGAAGCUCAAGGAGGUUGAAGAGCUACUAAAGGAACACCGCAAACUCCGAACCGCACACAUGACAGAACCAAUGUCAGGUCUUUCGUCGGAGAAGCUAAACACCUACUCUGACGACAUCAUCAUCGACGAUAUCGAUAUGGCGUACAACGACCCUCCCUCGUCGCCUUUUGUGGACCACAUCGAUGUCGAAGACCAAGAGAAUAUUGCCCCCAACGCAGCGGCCACACCCGUGAAGCCACUAGUUGAUCUGGAGGACAGCGCACCGCAAUCUGCGUUCAGAGUGUCGCCAGAGAAGAAGUAUGGGCUGAAAGAGCGCACAAGCCCAAUGAAGACGCUCCCGGUGAAGAAUUUAAUGGACGACUUCGACGACGCGGCACUCAAAAUUAGCGGCGACGAUCAACACACGCCCAAGAGAGAUAUCUCUUCAGCCAAGGAGACUCCCAUCGAGCGACCAGGCUCCGCAAUGAGCAGCAACUCCCACAAGAGCCAGUCACCCUCGAAAUCGUCCCGCGUUCCUUCGCCCGGAACGGCUCAGCGCAAGACAACACAUACACAUCAACGCCAAAUAUCUGUUACGCCAUCAAAACGACCGGCCUCUUCUCACCAAGAGCCAGCCCUUCGUGAUAAUGAAGGCUUAACCACUGCAAUGAAAUUCAUGGAAGAGAGUAGCUCGAGAAAUCGGGAAACUCCAAGGAAACAAUCUUCGCGAAACGACGAACACGAGAUCGAUCUGAGUAUGGACAAUACGGACUUCAACCCAGACGGCCCAGAAGUAACAUCCUUGGAUGUUGACGAUACCUGCUUCAGCAACUUCUCAGAAAUGCCCGGAAUAGAUAUGACAAAGUUUGCCGGCCUGAAGCAGAGCCCUACCAAAAGCCAGAUGCCAGAUGCUACGCCUCGCGCUCGCACUCAAAUGACCCCAUCGACAGUCCGCCGGUCCGAACGUACACCUAGCCCUACGCCACGGCGCGCAUACAACGACAAUGAUACUACAAAUCUACUCCUAGACUUUACAGCUCAGAUCGAAUCCUUUUCCUCAUCCCGCCGCGAGUCAGCAGGACGCAGCCGCCAUUCGCCUAGCAAGUCCGCUGCUGAGCCAAACCUCCGCGCAUACUACCAAAACCAGCGAUCACCAGCCAAAGGUGGAUCGCAAGUCCCUGCGACCCCGAACCAUAGAAGCCAAAUGUUGAAUUUGCUAGAUUUCGAGCUGCCUCCACCUCCAACACCACGCUCACUGCCUACUGUCACAAUUCGUGAAUUGGAGUCUGUAAAAUCCCAAUUCCAGUCUCAGGUCUCCUCUCUUACAGCUAGCUUGUCUGGAAAAGAAGCCGAGAUUGAUGCUCUUUCAAAAGCCAUCGCCGAUGCUGAGCGCCGGGUUGGCGAAGCCCAAGAGACUGUCCGUGACGAACGCUCAGCUCGUGAAUAUGCAGAGACUCAAAUGGUAGACUGGAAAUCAAAGGGUGAAGAGGUCCAAAGACUGCUGCAAGAUGUCCAGGCCGAGAUGGCUCGUAAUGAUGCUGAACGCGAAGAUCUCCUAGCGAGAUUGGCUGAUGCUGAAAAGCGUGCGGAUGAUGCUGAGAGCCGGUCGGCUGAGCUUGAAACCAAGGUCAUCGACGCUGAAAGCAAAAACGUGGACAUGACGACUUUCAUCAAUAACGACGAGGGAGAUGAGAACAAAAAGGUCUACUCUGAGCUCGAAUGCCAAUCUGCGAUUGCUGAGAAGGUCAAUGAGAUUGCACGCGACCUACAUACAGCUUACAAGGCCAAGCACGAGAAGAAGAUCAAGGCCCUCAAGGACAACUACCAGAAGAAGGCCGAUGAUAAGUGUAAGGAGCUUCGGGCGCAGAUUGUUAGUCUCGAACAACAAGUUGAGGAGGCAGAGAAGAAGCGUGACAGCACAUUCAGCAAGACCAACCCCGAUCAGCAUAACUCCGAGGACGAAAACCAAAGAGUAUCCCCCACAAAGUCUACACGAAACGUCGAAGAUGCUCAGAUGCUAGAAGCGCAGAGAGCCGAGAUCGAAAACCUUAAAGCUAGACUCGCUGGUCUGCAAUCUGAGCUUCAUUCCCUUCGCAAAUCCCAUGAUAUACUUGUGGAGGAUCUCGAGGCUGAGCGCAUCGAGAAGGGCGAGCUGGUAGCAGCUGCCGAACAAAUGCUGUCUAUGUGCGGUGAGAAGAUGGAAGAGAUGCAACAAGAAGACCUUCGCCGUUCACAAAUCAGCUCUGCACCACCUACUGCGCCUCAACAACAAGCACCACCCCAACAAGCAAUGCGCAACACAGGCUUCCUUGCUGGUGGCUCCAGCACUCCUCGCCCUGCGUCUGCCCUCGUUGGUGGACGCCCUGGUAGUGCUAUGGGUGACCGUCUAGGGGCCAUGAAUGAGCGCACAGGUAGUGCCAUCGCCAAACCGUCCGGUCUUCGUGCACCAGGUGGUCUAAAAUUUCAGGGUACUCCCGGACUGAACCGGAGCCAAAGUGGCGGGAAGAGCAGGUUAUUGUCUAACAUUGAGCGUAUGGGCGGGGGAAAGACACAGGAGUAG
This is a messenger RNA of Alternaria burnsii, 4674 nucleotides long. RefSeq lists its product as uncharacterized. The record is from RefSeq and is a predicted model, not a curated record. Gene Ontology annotation, molecular function: guanyl-nucleotide exchange factor activity; small GTPase binding. The transcript is spliced from 4 exons. Gene Ontology annotation, biological process: vesicle-mediated transport. Lineage: Eukaryota; Fungi; Ascomycota; Dothideomycetes; Pleosporales; Pleosporaceae. Gene Ontology annotation, cellular component: endocytic vesicle; cytosol. Bases 1 to 4674 code for a protein of 1557 amino acids.